This is a messenger RNA of Xenopus laevis (African clawed frog), 1908 nucleotides long. RefSeq names its product GA binding protein transcription factor subunit alpha L homeolog (gene gabpa.L). The record is from RefSeq and is marked provisional. Lineage: Eukaryota; Metazoa; Chordata; Amphibia; Anura; Pipidae. Gene Ontology annotation, cellular component: nucleus. Gene Ontology annotation, molecular function: sequence-specific DNA binding; DNA-binding transcription factor activity, RNA polymerase II-specific; DNA binding. Gene Ontology annotation, biological process: DNA-templated transcription; positive regulation of transcription by RNA polymerase II; regulation of DNA-templated transcription.
CCGGGGGGGUGUUUAAAAGAAGAAAGUGCAGGGGAAAAGGGAGCACGGAGCGAGGACUACUUCUAAUAUUGUAGCCAUGACAAAAAGAGAGGCUGAGGAGUUGAUAGAGAUAGAAAUUGAUGGCACAGAGAAGACCGAAUGCACAGAAGAAGAAAGCAUUAUAGAACACACGUAUAGCACAGCCGAGUUUGUCAGCCAGUCUAUUGACAUCAACGAGCCAAUUGGAAAUCUCAAGAAGUUGCUGGAGCCGAGACUUCAGUGUUCGCUAGAUGCACAUGAAAUAUGUUUGCAAGAUAUCCAGCUUGAUCCUGAUCGCAGUUUAUUUGACCAAGGAGUAAAGACAGAUGGAUCAGUACAGCUCAGUGUUCAGGUGAUCUCUCAGCAAGGGCUGGAGCCAAAACUAAACAUCUUGGAAAUUGUGAAGCCAGUGGAGACCGUUGAAGUGGUAAUUGACCCAGAUGCCCAUCAAGAUGCAGUAGAAGCUGAACUGGUUGAGGAAGCACAGGUGAUCACUCUGGAUGGGUCAAAACACAUAACAACAAUUUCUGAUGAAACAUCCGAGCAAGUAACCCGGUGGGCAGCAGCAUUGGAAGGCUACAGAAAGGAGCAAGAACGCUUAGGCAUUCCAUAUGAUCCACUUCAAUGGUCUGUUGAUCAGGUUCUUCACUGGGUGCUCUGGGUAAUGAAGGAAUUCUGUUUGACUGAAAUAAAUGUGAACUCCCUCGGUAUAACAGGAAGAGAACUCUGCAACCUUAGCCAAGAAGACUUCUUCCAAAGAGUCCCCAGAGGAGAAAUUUUGUGGAGUCAUUUGGAGCUUCUUAGGAAAUAUGUUUUGGCGAGCCAGGAACAGGGAGGCGAAAUUGCAACAGUUACCAUUGAUCAGCCUGUGCAUAUUAUACCAGCAUCAAUCCAACCAACCGCACAAACAACCAUUAAAGUAAUAAAUAGUCAAACCAAAGUAGCAAAAAUACAAAGGACGCCGCGCAUUUCUGGCGAAGACCGAAGUUCACCAGGAAACAGAACAGGGAACAAUGGGCAGAUCCAGCUAUGGCAGUUUCUUCUAGAAUUGCUCACUGACAAAGACGCUAGAGACUGUAUUUCAUGGGUUGGUGAUGAAGGAGAAUUCAAAUUAAACCAGCCAGAAUUGGUAGCACAAAAAUGGGGACAGCGAAAAAACAAGCCCACCAUGAAUUAUGAAAAACUUAGCCGUGCUUUACGGUAUUACUAUGACGGUGACAUGAUCUGUAAAGUUCAAGGAAAGAGGUUUGUUUAUAAGUUUGUUUGUGAUCUCAAGACCCUAAUUGGCUACAGCGCAGCAGAACUGAGUCGGCUGGUGGCAGAAUGUGAACAAAAGAAAAUGGCGAAGAUGCAAUUACACAGCAUUGGGCAGCCUAUGACAGCAGUCACACUGGCUACCGCUUCUCUUCAAAAAUAAUAAUUGGGCUCUGCAGGAACUCAAACUGAUACUUUCCAUCUGUGCAUUGGUCCUCCUUUAUUGGAUUCUGAUGCCUUUUUAUUUGCAGACCUCACACUAAAAGGCAUGAUUAUUUUGGGGGUUUUUUUUUUGAAAGAGACUUGGACUUCAUUACACUUGGAUCUUGUAACAUUUGUUUACAGUUACCUUUGUUCAUGAAGCAUGGCUUAUAUUCAACAUGAACUUAAUGAGCUCAACUCUUUCUAAUGAGCUUAAGCCUUCUCCACAAAAAUCAUCUUCAUUAUAAAGCCCGUUCUGAUCCCAAAGGCUCCUGUGGGGUUUUAUUUGUAUGUAUCAAAGGGGUUGUUCACCUUCCCAAAUUUUUUUUUUUUUAGAUAGAUCACCAGAAAUAAAGACUUUUUCCAAUUACAUUCUAUUUUAUAUGUAUAUGUGGGACCAUUUUUCUAAUAUUGAAUUGUAAAGUCUGAUUUUUU